Messenger RNA from Alligator sinensis (Chinese alligator), 2138 nucleotides. Its product is annotated as putative ferric-chelate reductase 1. The transcript has 6 exons. Bases 12 to 533 code for a protein of 173 amino acids. Gene Ontology annotation, molecular function: oxidoreductase activity, acting on metal ions. Lineage: Eukaryota; Metazoa; Chordata; Crocodylia; Alligatoridae. The record is from RefSeq and is a predicted model, not a curated record.
AUGAAUCGGUCAUGGGAGCCCCAGCAUCAGCCUGCAAGACAAUGAAGCCUAUUCACAUGGGCGUCCACUCCCAGCCACAUCCUGCCCCCUAUGAGUUGCUGGUGUGGGCACACUCCUUCACCAACGGAUGGCCGAUUACUGUGCAGGUUUUGGGGCCGGAGUACCGAGGCCUGCUGUUGGAGGCUCGCAUGUUUGGCUCCACUGCUGCACUUGGCACUUGGCAGAGCCCCCCUAAUAAUACCCGGUUCUUACAGUGCUCUGGGAACCCACAAGGAGCAGUCACUCAUUCUAACAUGGAAUUAAAAACAAGCCUGGCCACAUACACUUGGCUGCCCCCGAGCUCAGGCUGCCCUCCAUUCAUUGCAUUCAUAGCAACUGUGGCACACUCUCGUGAAACCUAUUGGCUCAAUAUCAAAUCCAAAAUACUAUGGAGAGAUCCUACAGCAACAUGUGGCACUGAGAAGUUUACAUGGACAGCUACCACUGUGAUAGUGUUACUUUUCCACCUGCUGCUUUUGCUUAGCUGCAUUUAGUAACCCGUGAAAAUUAAGAGUAUAUCUACAACAGUUAAGGACUGUCACUGUUAUUGGUAGCUAAUUUUAAUUGCAUCUAUAAUAAAUACAAUUUUUAAGGCCUCAGCUACAUGUAAAAGUUGUACCACAGCUCUAGAAUCUCCUGCUGUGGACUUGUUUAACUUUCUCCAUGUUCUCCCUAGGAACAGCAUAGUGCUAUGUGAAAGAAUGUUAUAUCAGCAUAACUGCAUCCACACUAGGUGCUGUACCAGUAUAACUGUGUUGGUUAAACCCACCACCAAAAUAAUUAUAACAAUAAAUAACCAGCGUGUAAACUAGAUCUAUGAUUAAGGUUGAGUGGUAAAAAGCCCUAGUGAAAAUUUCCAAGCAUCCAGGAAUCAGGCUUGCUAAGACAAAAUCAAUAGAGUGAUUUUUAACUUCAUUCUAACCGAGAAUAAUAAAUGUUACAAGAUCACCACUUUCUGUCUGUGAGCAGAAUGUGUGUGUCUGAGCAGAUGAAUGCUAAGAGUAUCACUACACUGCUGUAUGCUUUUUUGUUUAAAAUAAGGGGGUGGAUACAAGACAUGUUAGAGAUGUAAUGCAAAAAGAUACCUGUUGCAAUAAGACAAAUAAACAUCAGUUGUAUUGCCUAGAUCGGGGUCACCAACCCCUGGCGCAUGUGCCAGAGCAUGGUAUGCGAGGCCAUUUUGUUGGGCAUACCACAGCCAGCCCAGGCUCUGUGCAGCUGCAGCUGACCAUGGAGCCUGGGCUGCUUGCAGCCAGGAGGCUGUGAACAGCUGCACUGGGCUCUGGAGCCCUGGGCAGCCUCUGUGGCGGGUGCACACACACCUCAAGGUAGAUAGUGGGGGAGGGGCCUGGGGCAGCACAAUCCUGGCCCUUCCACCACUAGGGAUGGUGCCCUGCAACCCAGUGCAGUUGUCUGUAGCCUGCCCACCAGCUGCUGCAGCUGCCUUGAGCCUAGAGCUCUGCCACUCGCCUGGAGGCGCAUGUACACCAGCCACUGCCAUGUAGCCCAAUGCAGCUGGUUGCAGCCCUUCUCCGGCCUGGACUCUGGGCAGCUGCAGUAGGCAGCGGGCAGUUUGCAAACAGCCAUGCUGUGCUCCUGAGCACCGGCACUGGCUCCAUGCUGAUGGCAACUGCAUACAUACCUAGGGGCACAGGGUGGGGAAGGGGCCAGGGCAUUGUAACCUUGGCCCCUCCUCUGCUGUCUGCCUGAAGGUACACACACAGCUACCGCCAGCAAUAAGGAUUGGGCCCCUCGUGGCUCCCCCAUAGUCUGCCCCUGGCACGCCACUCAAGGCACGGGUCUGGGGUGGGGUGUUUUUGGCAUUGUGGCCAAAGACGCUGCUGCCCCCUGACCUAGACUGUGCUAUACUCCCACUUUUGUUCCUCAGUUUUGUGCAGGCUAGUAAUACAUUCACAUUAGUAAGUAAGCUUAUACUCCAGAAUUUCUCAGAGGUGUAAUCAUUUCAUUUAUUCAACUAAAACAAGCAAUGCCUUCACUGCUGCAGGAUGCAUUCACUCCAACUUCUCCUGUUCAAUAUGGAGGACCUACAAUUGCUUAGAUUGUACUUGGUGAUGAAUGUACAAAUCAGAAGCCGAUAU